AUGGUACCUGGUCUAGGUGCGGCCAAUUUUUCUGACGAGAUACCCGAUUCUCGACCGGCAACAACGUUGAUGGCUGUUAAGCUUAAAUCGCUUCAAAAGGAUUUCAUUUCGUCCUUCUCCGCUGAUAUUGCGUUUAGUAAACUAGAAACAUAUACACAAACACAUAAUCAAUCAGUGAGAAAUUAUUAUACAAAGAUGAUGAAAUUAUGUAAAGAAGCGGAUCAGACUAUGAGUGGUACAACGAAAUUCAAAACAACACCAAUGUAUUUUUCACAAUCAUAUUCAAUUCAUGUAUGGGAUGUAUUAACAAUGAAACCAGCAUUAUUUUGUGCUCUACCUGGUAAAACAGUUGAAAUCUAUAAAGAAGUAUUAACAGGUUUAAAUAGUCAUGCAAGCAAUGUUGGUAUCAUAUUGAAUCCACAAACAAUUCUAAUUGAUUUUGAAUUAACUGCUUAUAAUGCAUUUUCUUAUAUAUAUCCAAAUGCAGUUGUUAAGGGUUGCUAUGCUAU
Molecule: messenger RNA, 509 nt
Organism: Didymodactylos carnosus
Lineage: Eukaryota; Metazoa; Rotifera; Eurotatoria; Philodinida; Philodinidae
Source: the annotation of a GenBank genome assembly